CCGUGCCAGCCUUGCCCGUGCCUCAUUUACCUUGGCUGGCUGCCGGGCAGGGCACGGAGCCCUCGACCUUCCUCAUCCUCACCCGUGGAACCAGAACUGCUGCCCUUCCCUCAUCACCCAGCUGCAGCGCGGCUCCAGCACUCCCCCGAUGCCCGGAGCAGCGCACCUGCAGCUCUCCCUCAGUGCCGGGCUGUCCUUCCUCUUCCUCGGCGUCCUCCUGGGCUGUGCCAUGUGCUGGUGGCACCGCCGGCGCCCGGAUCGCGCCCUGGGCCGGCAGCGAGUGGAGCUGGGGGCGGCUCUGCCCGCGGCCACGGUGCCGGUGCCCAUCCAGCAGCGGGGCUCGGAGCGGGGCGCCCGGGCCGAGGAGAUUUCCCCGGCACCGCCGGCACCCCGAGGGGGCUCUCCCCACGGCAGAGCGUCCCUGCCCAGCCUCCCGUUCCUCCCGCAGCUGGCGGGGCUGUGGCAGCGCCGCUGCACCGUGGCCGGCACCAAACCCCUCUGCGGCGAGCGGAGCCCGCUGGUCCCCGCCGCGCCACCGCGCCCCGGGCAGCGCCCGCGGCUCCACUGCGAGCUGCGCUACUCCGUGCCCGAGGCCACCCUCACCGUCACCGUCCUCGGCGUGUCGCAGCUGCCCCGGGGCCAGCGGGGCUCCCGCGUUAAGGUGUCCCUGGUGUCACCGUCCCGCCGCGGGUCCGAGCGCCGCAGGAGCCUCCGCCGGGAGCCGCGGCGGUGCCGCUUCGGCCCGUACGGCCCGCGGGAGCUGCGCAGCUGCACCCUGCGCUUUGCUGUCUACGCCAGGGCGCGGAGCCUCCAGGAGUCCUUCGUGGGCGAGGUCCUGUUCCCCUGCGCCGAGGCCGCCUGGGACCCCUGCGCCCCCUCCAGCUACUCCUGGGAGCUGGAGAGCACCAAAACCAAGCUCAGCAAGCCCCGCCGUGCCCCCAGCCUGAGCUGCAGCGUGCUCUCCUCGCCCCCCAGGCCCCUGGGGCAGCUCCUGCUGCUGCUGCAGCUGCAGCCCGCGGCCGGGCGCAUCAAGGUGCUGCUGCGCAGGGCCCAGGCCCUGGGCCGGCUCUCCCGCCUGCCGGGCACCCCAGGCCACUAUGUCACCAUCCACCUGCACCACGAGGGCCACAUCAUCGACACCAAGGAGACCAAGUCCGUCAGCGGCUACAGCCCCGUGUGGAACGCGCCCUUCCUCUUCACCCUCCCCGCCGGGGACAUCCAGCAGCAGCAGCUGGCCCUGGAGUUCGUUGUCAUGCAGGCUCGGCUCCACGGCCGUGGCUCCGUGCUGGGCCGUGUCCAGCUGGGGCCAGGGGUGCCACACUGGAGGGACAUGUGCAGCCGGGCACCGCUGGAGUCGGAGCGCUGGCACCGCAUCCAGCCUGGACCCUGAGCCUGGCCUGGGACUCACAGUGAGACAAGGGCAGCCCCGAGCUGGGCACAGGGCAGGUGGCACCCUCAUGCCAUUGGAGGGAGGUCCAGGUGCCAUCUGCAGGGCUGGAGAUCGCUGGAGGUUGGCACAAGCCCAUCCCAAAGGGCUCCAGAGGGGACUGAGCCCAUCCGAGGUGGCCCCAGCCUCGGGGGAGAGGAGGAGCUUUGUCUGCUCCAUCCACUGUCUGCACCUGGAACCUGGGCUGUGGGACAGGAGGGACCAGCACCCAGUUGGGAUCCCUGUGGCCACCACAGUGGUGGCAUCUCCUGUGUGGAGGAGCCAGGAGGGACAACGACCCAGCAGGGACCCCUGUGGCCACCACGGUGGUGGCAUCUCCUGUCCCUUCCACACUGGCUCCAUCCCAUCUCCUGCCCUUUCCACCCCACCUGAAAAGAGCCACAAGGACACGCCAAUGCCACCCGGUGAUAAAGGUGUCCAUUGGCAUUUUUAAUUGAUUGCUGGCCCUAAUUAGAGCUUGAUAAAUAAAUAAACAAAAACCCAAACAAAUAAAUAAAUAAAUAAACAAAUGGGUUG
Zonotrichia leucophrys gambelii is the source of this 1963-nucleotide messenger RNA. Its product is annotated as synaptotagmin-5-like. Gene Ontology annotation, biological process: regulation of dopamine secretion; regulation of calcium ion-dependent exocytosis; calcium ion-regulated exocytosis of neurotransmitter. The record is from RefSeq and is a predicted model, not a curated record. The transcript is spliced from 6 exons. The coding region runs from base 149 to 1390 and encodes 413 amino acids. Gene Ontology annotation, molecular function: SNARE binding; clathrin binding; calcium ion binding. NCBI's taxonomy places the organism in Eukaryota, Metazoa, Chordata, Aves, Passeriformes, Passerellidae. Gene Ontology annotation, cellular component: exocytic vesicle; axon; plasma membrane.